Messenger RNA from Aspergillus steynii IBT 23096, 1482 nucleotides. Its product is annotated as cytochrome P450. The record is from RefSeq and is a predicted model, not a curated record. Gene Ontology annotation, molecular function: heme binding; oxidoreductase activity, acting on paired donors, with incorporation or reduction of molecular oxygen; monooxygenase activity. The transcript has 6 exons. NCBI's taxonomy places the organism in Eukaryota, Fungi, Ascomycota, Eurotiomycetes, Eurotiales, Aspergillaceae. Bases 1 to 1482 code for a protein of 493 amino acids.
AUGUGGCCGGCCUACUUGGUCGCCUGCUUGGUUUUCUAUCUCAGCGUCCGUCCCUACAGCAAGUCCUACCUCGAUGUGCCCACCGUCAAGUUCAACAGGUUCCUCCCCAACUUCUUCAAUCGUCUUCUGUUCUUCAUCGACGCUCCGGCUAUGGUCCAGUAUGGUUACACUCACUUUGCGGGCAAGCCGUUCCAGAUUCUGAAGCCUGAUGGUGACUUGAUCAUUCUCCCUGAUCGUUACAUGGAUGAAAUCAAAGUUCUGCCUCCCAACCGGAUCAGCCUGCUUCAUGCCCAGCAUCGGAACGUUCUCGGCGAAUAUAUCAACAUUCUCCUGGACAGCCAGCUCCCUGCCUUCACGGUCGCCAAGAAGCUGACUCCUGCUCUGAACCGUAUUGUUCCUCGCACCAUCGAUGAGUUGAAGAAUGCGUUCCCUACUGUGAUUCCUGAGUGCAAAGAUCGCUGGGUGCCUGUGGGUAUCUACGACAUGAUCCUGUCUCUCAUGAGCCGCACCACUUCUCGUAUCAUCGUUGGUGACGAUUUGUGCCGUGAUGAGAGCUGGUUGAACUUGCUUAUCCGCUACACGAACAACGUUGGCAUCACUAUCUUCUUGCUUCGUCCCUUCCCCAAGGUCGUUCGUCCCCUGAUUGCCAGGUGGUUGCCGAGCGUUCGCAAGCUGGCUGAGCAGUUGGAAUAUGCCACUAACAAGCUCUUUGUUCCCAUGAUCAACGCUCGUCGUAUCGCAGAGAAGACCGAUCCUAACUACGAGAAGCCUGAUGACUUCGUUCAGUGGAUGAUGGACGCGGCUGACAACGAUUACGACAAGAGGCCCGAGGUUCUUUCGCAGGGUAUCAUGACUAUUGUGGCUUUGGCCGUGGUUCACACCAGCACCAUGCUGACUACCCAUGCCAUCUAUGACCUGAUCCUCAUGCCUGAUGUCCUCGAGACUUUGCGUCAAGAGAUCCCGGAGACUCUCAAGGACGGCUGGGAAAAUACCACCCAGGCUCAGCUCCUCUCUCAGCGCCGUAUGGAUAGUUUCUUGCGCGAGUCUCAUCGCUUCAACCCCACCUCUGAAGUGACCGCUCAACGUAUCGUUCUUGAAGAGCUUGUUCUCUCCGAUGGUUUUGUGCUCCCCAAGGGCUCGCACAUCUGCUUCCCCUCUGGUCCCAUGUCGCGUGAUUCCGAUAUCAUCGAUGACGCUGAUACCUUCGACCCCUGGCGCUGGAGCAAAGAUGUUGAGACCCCCAACUACCUGGUCACUAUCGGUCGCACCAACAUGCACUUCGGCUACGGUCGCCAGGCUUGUCCCGGCCGCUUCUACGCCACCAAUACCAUCAAGGCCAUCCUUAGUCGUUUCCUCAUGGAAUACGACUUCAAAUUCGAGAGUGGUUCCAAGCGUCGUCCCUCCAACGUGACCAAUGGUGAUCACAUCAUGCCCAACAUGAAGACUCGCAUUUUGAUCAAGGAGCGUGGUGUGAAGAUCUGA